Molecule: messenger RNA, 1002 nt
Organism: Dibothriocephalus latus
Lineage: Eukaryota; Metazoa; Platyhelminthes; Cestoda; Diphyllobothriidea; Diphyllobothriidae
Source: the annotation of a GenBank genome assembly
AUGUCAUCUGGUUUAAAAUAUCAUGAGCACAAUGACUUCCGAUUUACCUGCCGCCAUGGGAACCGGGAACUCUGUACUGAGCCUAGCGCCGAUUUUUUUGUCUUCAACAACAUUCGAACUGUGAAAAAUGACCGGAGGACGAAUAUUGACGACUUCUGUCAGAAACACGGCGUUUCCCGUACCCAGAUACUCCGCUCUUUUUGCCAUUCUGUGGGUAUCCAGUUGUCCCUUCGGGAGUAUCCCCUCCAACCUCCAAACGGCGCGAAGCACCACCAACGCCCCGUCUUCACCCUCGAGGACAUCACCAUGCUCUUCCCGUUGGUUAAACACCUUCACCCACACGCGACUGAUGCCUACACCUUCUUCAACACUGGGCAGGCUCGCAUUUCUGCCGGUUACCUGCAGGAGGGCUUCGAACUCAUCUCUGAGGCGUUGAACCUGCUGAACACCGUAUACGGUCCACUUCAUCCAGACAUCGGUGCCUGUAAUCGCCUGCUUGCGCGUCUCUCCUACGUCCUGGGCGAACACGAGGCCGCAUUACUCUUCCAACAGCGUGCUACGAUGAUCAGCGAACGCGUGCAUGGCAUUGACAGUCCUAGCACGGCCGCGGAAUAUAUCCAUAUGGCCUUGUAUUGCUUCGCUUGUGGUCACAUCCAUCCAGCCUUCCAGCUGCUGUAUCGGGCUCGAUAUCUGGCUUUACUCUGCCACGGUGAAGAUCACCCAGAAGUCGCUCAGAUCGAUGUGAACAUCAGUCUCAUGCUGCACGCCGUGGAGCAGUUCGACACUGCAGUGCUCUUCCUUGAGAAUGCCCUCCGAUUCUACGGUCCGAAGAGUCUGAAGGUGGCCUUCAACUGCCACCUGCUGAGCCAGACGCACGCCUACCGCGGCGACUUCCGCUCGGCACUGGAUUUUGAGAAGCAGCGCUACUCCAUCUACAAGGAGCGCUUCAGCGAUGACAGCGAUUACACCCGUGACAGCGAUGAGUGCCUGCGCACUCUCACC